Molecule: messenger RNA, 6977 nt
Organism: Myripristis murdjan (pinecone soldierfish)
Lineage: Eukaryota; Metazoa; Chordata; Actinopteri; Holocentriformes; Holocentridae
Gene: arhgef12a
Product: Rho guanine nucleotide exchange factor (GEF) 12a
Exons: 41
Coding region: 1395-5720 (1441 amino acids)
Biological process (GO): intracellular signal transduction; G protein-coupled receptor signaling pathway
Cellular component (GO): cytoplasm
Molecular function (GO): guanyl-nucleotide exchange factor activity; G protein-coupled receptor binding
Source: RefSeq, a predicted model, not a curated record
ACUCCUAACAGCUAGCUGGCUAGGGCGUUGCUAGCGGCAGAAAGUGGGAUUUUUGGUACCUUUCCAUAAGUUAUACUCACGUACAAAUAACGUCGUGCGUUUGGAAAAAAAUAGCGUUUGGUGUUAGCCGAAAGUUUUGAGCGGCCUGGCGGCUAUUUUUGUCGUAGUUUGCGGAAGACUGGUUGUUGCUGGCUGUCCCGUUAGCUAGCCACAGAGCUAGCUUGCUUUGCAUCCACGGGAAUUCUGCCGAGAAACGACUGAAUUCUGGAAACAUGGAGUCAAGGAACGCUGCGCUGUGCUAACCGACUUCACUGGAUUUUGUUUCUUCAAGGAGACUUUUUGAAGGACAUAACAAGGAGAUAAUUCACAUGCCAGUCAACAUUCAUGCGGUGAUAUAUAUAUUUCUUUCGGCCGUUGCCCAGCUCAUUGUUGUGAACGGGAGUUUGCUUAGUUUGCACUCGAAACAAGAGCACACGAAGCAAAGUUUUUUGCUGAAAGAGCUCAUCUGUUUUGUUAGCUGGUAGCUGGCGAGAUACAACGCCAGCCGGAUCGCUGUGAGAAAGGAUUUGCCAAAACCAUUGCGAUUUUUUUUAAUCGGGCAUAACCCGUAUUGUUUUGUAUCUUAACGUUUUAUACUGCUAUAACAUUAGCUGUAGUUGUUUUGCUAAUUUGUAACACGGGGUUGUCUCAACUCGUAGUCGGUAUUGAGCGAUUCUCAUGGUCACGGGAGACUCGUCCGCGCAGCCACAGACAGGCAUUUCUGGGAGCAGGGAAUACCAAAUGGGACUGGAGGAAUUUCCAACAUCUUCAAAGAUCAUUUAGGCACCGAGGCCAUUCAGCCGAGCAGGGGUGGUGGCAGACGGACUGUAUCACAGGGCCAAGGUGUCCGCUUCAUUUACGUACUGGAAUACUAAUAGGUCAUGUUAACGCUACACGUUUCACAUCAGCAGGACAGUGGGAUGUGAUUUAUUGACAUCAAAUGAUCCGAACAAGGAGUUUGUAUAUGCACGACAACUUGUUUGAGCUGGAGCAAUUUAUUUUUUGUUUGCUGCCACAGUAUUGUUUAUAGCCAUCUGACUGUACAGCUAACAAGGCCGAGGCCCCGAUUCGUUUUGAUGGUCUUCACUGUCCCUUGCAGCCAUUCACUUUAGACAAGGAAUAUUGUUUGAUAGAUAACGUGUCGGUUUUUAUUUUUGUUUAUCCUAGUGUUGGACGUACAGCCCACACCAGCCGCCGCAAUUAUAUAUAUAUUUUUUUCCUGCUCACCAUCAUCCUCACAGUCCUUGCCAAAUUAAGACGAAUGCCAGUGAAGGACACUCCAGGAAAUCGUCUCAUCACAUUCUGGAAAAUGUUAAUCGGAUAUAAUUUGCUGCAAAUCUAGAACCGGAAGCCCAAUGAGUGACACACAGUCCAGUUUCACUGACAGGUUUCCCAAGAAAGUAAACAGUACCAGCAGCAUUCUAAGUAAAGACCAUCCCCCGGACAAGAAACCCAAAAGUGAUAAAUCCCCACUUCCCACCAAUGAGUUUGACCCUACAGAAGCUCUGGUGGUGCAGAAGAGUGGCAGCAGCAGUGUGCUAGCGGAGGGGAGGCCUGAGUCCUGUGGUCUGGUCCAGCGAUGUGUAAUCAUCCAGAAAGAUGAAAAUGGCUUUGGGCUCACUGUCAGCGGUGACAACCCAGUAUUUGUGCAGCUCGUCAAAGAAGAUGGGGCUGCUAUGCGUGCAGGUGUUCAGACAGGAGACAGGAUCAUCAAGGUUAAUGGGACCCUAGUUACACACUCCAAUCACGUCGAAGUAGUGAAGCUCAUCAAGUCUGGCUCCUAUGUGGCCCUCACAGUGUUGGGGCGGCCUCCUGGGCUCGCCCAGAUCCCCCUGUCUGAGGCAGAGUCUGAAAUGUUGGGAGACAGUGUUUCCUCUCCAAACUCCCCAGCAGCAGAGCGCCCAUACAGUCCUCUGGAUCGCAUCUCCUCCACACUGCCAUCUUGGGAUGAGAAUAGCAGCGUCUAUAACCAGAAGGUUGACAUCUUACAAAAGAAGCUUUCAAAAGAGCAGCAGGACUUGCAGGCCAUGAAGGAGGAGUACAGCAGGAACCCCUCCCCCAAACUACUGAAAGAUAUCCAGGAAGCUAAGAAACACAUUCCUCAGCUGCAGGGUCAGCUCUUUAAGGCCACUGGGGCAACACAGGAGGCUGUUCCAGUGGGAGAUGCAGAUGAUGGUAGCACGUUUGAGACAGAGCACAGUCCCUCGUCUAAGGGAGAUAACAGCACAGACCUGUCCUGGAGCAGCUCCCCUCUUUCUCGUGGUUUUGGCCUCGGGUCUCCAGAGAGCCUGUGCCCAAGAGAGUCUUCCUGCCCCAGCCCAAAGAGCACUCCCAGAGACAGCUUCAACUCCUGCCACUCCCCCGAGGCAGAGGACACUACUGACCUGGACUCUCUGUCCCCCACCACAGUCAGCAGUCCCUCUUCCUCUCGCCUCGUCUCGCAGAUCAUUGGAGCUGAGGAUGACUAUUUUGAUUCAGACCAGGAGCAGACAAACGGCCAGUGUAACAGUUUCCAAAGCAUUGAGCUGCUCAAGUCUCGUCCUGCCCAUCUUGCAGCUUUCCUGCACCAUGUCAUCUCUCAGUUUGACCCUGCCCCACUGCUGUGCUACCUCUAUGCUGACCUGUACAAGCAGACCAACUCCAAAGAGACCAGACGGGUGUUUAUGGACCUCCACAACUUCUUCAUUGACCGGGGAGCACAUUUAAAAGUUACUGUUCCUGAGUCCAUCUCUGCUGAUCUUGACCGGCGGCGGACAGAGCUGAUUCCAGAGGAAAUAAACAGACAACAUGUUCAGACACUGCAGGACUCUUUGCUCCCUGACAUCCAGAGGAACCUUGAGGAUUUUAGGCAGAAACGCAGUAUGGGCCUUACACUGGCUGAAGUAGAGCUGGCCAGACUGGACCAAGAACGAGGCAGAGACCGUGUCACUCUUGAACGGGAGCGUUCCUAUGCUGAGAACAUCAUCACCAAGAUAGACGACGUCCUGGUGACAACUCAGACCACAGAGGAAGAAAAAUGCACUACUAUGCAGUAUGUCAUUUUUACAUACAUGAAGCACCUUGGUGUGAGGGUCAAGGAACCACGCAGCCUGGAGUCUAAACGGGUCCGCAUCAACUUCCUUCCCAAGAUCAAGAAAAGCAUAAAAACAGAGAAGGAGGGAGAAGAAAAGGUGAAAAAACCUCGAUUUCCCAGUAUCCUUGCACCUCAGCGGCGGCCCAGCCGUGUUGAAGCAGCAUCAGUGGGUAAGCCUCUGGAUGGGCGCCCCAGGCCUCAGAAACAGUUGUCUCAGCCUACACUGGGGACAAGCGAGCACCUAGAGGCUGGUCGUUUGAGAGGCAGCCAGUCCAGCGAGGGCUCUGAACUCACACACUCCACAUCUCUCACCACCUCACCCCCCAACAGCGCCACCUACAGCUCAGACGCUAGCAGAGACACAGACAUGGGUGGGACUCCAACCUCAGGUCCCUCCAGGUUGAGCGACGGCCUUCAGUCUGACCCUCUGGAUGGCUUGCCGUACCCUGCCUCACAUAUUGAUUUCUACGGCCUGGACCAACUGCAGGAGGAAGACAGAGAAAGUGACAGAAUCCCUGAGGGAACACCAAAGGCCAUAAGAAGGCUUGAGGGACUGGGUGCUACAGAUGUCCAGAGUGAGGAUGACCAGGGAACAGACUCAGAACAUGACCCUCUCAACUGGCAGCAGCUGGUGGGGCGAGAAGUCCUGGCAGGUCUCAGACCCCAUGAAAUCAAGAGGCAGGAGGUCAUCAAUGAGCUCUUUUACACGGAACGUGCACAUGUACGGAUGCUGAGAGUGCUGGACCAUGUCUUCUACCAGAGGCUCUCCAAAGAGGCCAUCCUGCCUCCUGCUGACAUUAGGAACAUCUUCACCAACCUGGAAGAGAUUCUCCAGCUGCAUGUUUCAAUAUUGGAGCAAAUGGCAGCCAUUCGGAAGAGAAAUGAGUCUUCAGUAAUUGAUCAGAUAGGAGAUGACUUGCUCUCCUGGUUCGGUGGUGGAGAGGAGGAGAAGAUCAAGCAGGCUGUGGGGACAUUCUGCAGCAACCAGCCCUUUGCUCUAGAGCUCAUCAAGACCAGGCAGAAGAAGGACUCGCGUUUCACGUCCUUCAUCCAGGAGGCAGAGAGCAACAGACUGUGUCGCAGGCUGCAACUGAAGGACAUCAUCCCUGUAGAAAUGCUGAGGCUCACCAAGUAUCCACUGCUACUAGACAACAUCGCCAAGUGCACAGAUAAUGCAGUGGAGAAAGACAAAGUGAAGCAGGCGGGAGAAUGCUGUAGAAAGAUCCUCAAUCACGUCAACCAGGCUGUGAAGGAGUCUGAGGACAAGCAGAGGUUGGAGGACUACCAGAGAAGAUUGGACCUCUCUUCUCUAAAGCAGACAGACAACCCCAUGAUCCUGGAGCUUAAGAAUCUGGAUCUGACCAAGAGAACAUUGGUGCACGAGGGACCAUUGUCAUGGAAAGUUAACAAGGACAAGACUAUCGAGCUGUACACACUCCUCCUGGAGGACAUCUUGGUCCUGCUACAGAAACAAGAUGAGCGUCUGAUCCUCAAGUGCCACAGCAAGAACCUGGCAGGCAGUGCUGACACCAAGCAUAUUUUCAGUCCCAUCAUCAAACUCAACACUGUUCUGGUGCGCUCUGUUGCCACAGACAACAAGUCGUUCUUCGUCCUGUCCAUGUCAGAAAACGGAGCACAGAUCUAUGAGCUGAUGGCACCCACAGUCUCAGAUCAGAGAACGUGGCAACGUCUAAUCACCCAGAGAGCUGAUGCCAUGAAAGUCAAGCCUCACAGUGUCAUACCGUUACCUCAGACUGAUGGGGAGAGAGAUGGUGUGGAGAUAAUUACACCUGGUGUGUCUAGACUGAGUAAAGAGUCAGAUCGCACAUCCACCGGCAGCACCCGCUCUACAGAUAAAGAGAGCAGCCCACCCUCUAGAAGCGUGAUGCAGAAUUCUCUGCCAGGUAAUAACCCUUUUGAUGGAGUGAAGGCGGAGGAAGAGGAGGAGGAAGGUUUUGUUGACCCAGAACUUCCUUACCAAAUGGCUGAGGAUGGAAGCGAAGGAGACUCCUUCAGCCUCUUCCCCUCCAGGGCAGAUGAAGCACUGAAGACAUUGGCAGCAUUGAAGCAGGUUUUGGUGACCCAGCUAAUGUCCCAGGAGGCCAGUGAACGUGCCCAGCGCUCCUCAGGGGCCCGUCUCCUCAGGACCACCUCUCUACGGACACCUGUGGACAGCCGUGCGCGGGUAAUGGUCCAUAACGGCUCAGAGAGGAACAGCUCCCAGACAGAGGACCCCGCUCAGGACCUGGGCUCUGGAGACACAGGCUUUUUUGAUUCCCCUGAAGAUUAUGCAGGAUACCUAGUCCUGGAGGGUUAUGGAGGCCCAGGGGAGAGCAGCACAGAUGAUGACAUCUUGGCGGCAACCACAGGGAAGCAGCUGAGCACCUCACGAGGCUGCGCAGCAGAUUCUGGGAUCAAUUUGAGGUUUUCUUCAACAUCACAGGCUGGCAGCCUCUCCUCUUUCAGCAGACAGGUCCUUUCUCACCUUAGAAACCUACAGACCAACCUCAAUUACUUGAAGGAGGUUGAAACCAAGUAUAAUAAUCUAAUACGCCAAAGGCCAGAGAGGUCAGCAACAGACACAGAUGGAAACAAAGAUAAGAGAUAGUGGAAAUCCAUGCCCAGGCCCUUGGCCCUGGUCCCAAAGAGGGAGUGGUGACUAGUAGUCUGUUCCUACUUCCUGUGUCCUGGACUUCCUGGACGUCCUCUAUAAGCUUGUCCUCUCACUGCUGAGCCCCUCCCUCCAUCGCCGUCACCCACGGUUGCCACAGAGAACGAGAGACUGAGCAUGAGCAGAGAUGGUUGGAGGGAGGAGGAGCCUGUUUGAUGCCCUUCCCCUCCAUCAGCACAAGGCAAUCAGGGAAGUGGGAUUGCCCCAACCCAAAACCCUGCCCCUCUUCCAUUCUAACACCCCAGUUCCCCGACAUCCUUGCAAGAAAGAGAACUUAUACCAAAUUGUACAAAGAUGUGUGUUUAGAAUAUAUAUAUAUGAAACACAAAACAAGAAAAGGAAAAUUUUUAAGAUAAUGUAUUAAGAUUUUUUUUUAUCCCAAGAUGUAUUUAUUUUCUUUCUUUUCUUUUCUUUUUUUUUGUUUUGUUUUGUUUUUCUUUUUCUUUUUUUUUUUUUUUUAAAGUGUUCCCCACAUUGCUUGCAUGCUUUUGGCCGUGGUGUUGUGACCUUUCUGGCUGCUUAUCCUGCUUAAAACACACGGGGUUGUGUGAGUGCACACCAGCAAACUAGCACACUAGCCUAGCUUACCCUGAUGAAAGAGCAGGAAUAUAUUCAGACUGAGAGAGGCCAGAGUUGCACUGGUUACAGAUAGAUCCUAAUGUGUUAAACUCUAGAACUUUGUUUAAGUCUAGAAUUUCAGAUAAAUUCUAGGGGUGGUGUUAACUAGAAUGAAGAGUCUGAAGGCUCUGAUCUGGUCCUGUUGCAUUUCUAUUCCUGGCAUUUCCAUGCUGCCUCCUUUCUUACUCCUCUCACUGCUGAGUGUUACACCUCUUCUUUACUCCCCUCCCCCUUAGCGUGUCUCUCCCUGUAGUGUCAGCCUCUUUUCCCCCGUAGCCCAGUGGCUUUCACACUUAUUUAUCCCCUCCAAUCUCUAUAUGUCAUGCUUCCCUUCUUUCUCAUAUGCCUAUGAGUAUCUUGCCUGGUUCCUCCUAUCUUUCCAAGGAGCGGUCAUGCUCCCUCUGUAUUAGCUCCAGACAGUAGUGCUGCUUCUUCUGUUACUGCUGGUGAUGCUGAUCUGACUGCCUGAUAUUCUAAUAAUGUCAUGAAGUUCAACAUAUAAUGUACAAUGAUGAUCAAGUUGGAAGGCUAUGCAUAAGUUUAAUAAAUAAAUGGUGCCAUGACACAUUUCAAAAA